Messenger RNA from Paramacrobiotus metropolitanus, 1177 nucleotides. RefSeq lists its product as uncharacterized. Bases 66 to 1118 code for a protein of 350 amino acids. The record is from RefSeq and is a predicted model, not a curated record. NCBI's taxonomy places the organism in Eukaryota, Metazoa, Tardigrada, Eutardigrada, Parachela, Macrobiotidae. The transcript is spliced from 2 exons.
CACUCAAACGGUUUUUUCGCAAACCCGAUUUCAGUCUACUAUCGAGAUUUCCGUUAGCAAACGCCAUGAAAUUACUGUUAGCUUUUUUAUUCAAUAUCAUCGCGCUUCCAGCCUAUUUUAUGCACGAUGGACUCACGGAGCUUGAAACCGACUGCAACUCUGGUGCAAACAUCCCACAAACCAUAACUCCGGAGCCGGUAGAGUAUCCAUUUCGGACAGAUCUGUUGACACGAGACGAAUGUAUGGCAUAUGCCAACUUGAGCCAAAAUGGCGAAAUCUGCAGCCCAGUUAUCGGCGUCCGAGAAUGCGAGGGCCCAUCGGAUGAUGAGUAUCUGCUGAAAGUGCUCUCUAGAACUUAUAUCAAUGUCAGGUGUUCAUGGGGGAAUCGAACCCUUCUGACUACUGUUACAACGAAUAUCCACCUAAUCAGCCCAACUCGAGCGGCUAUCAUCGAUUUAAAGGAGCGCAACGACUCUGCCGAUCCAGUCCACCCUGAGGUCAUCAAUCCCAUUCGGAACCAGCUCAUCGAACUCUGUGUAUCCGAUGUCCGCACAACGGGUGUCAGCGCAAAGAUAUACGACUUGGGCGUGAUGCCAUAUUUAUUACUGCUCCAAAUUCAAUCCGGAUCACGCUUGGAGAUCCAGAAGAAACAUUUUUCGCGGAUGUCACAAAUACGCAGCAUUACUUUCUCGCACUGUACUAUUGAAAUGCUGGAGCCGUACACGUUUGCCGAUUUACCACUUUUGCAUAGCUUGUCGCUAGAGGACGGCGCCGGUUAUGUUUUGUUCCGACAACACGCAUAUUCCACGAAGCGCCAGUUUCCGAACCUACUCAGUGAGGACGAUUUGGACAUGAUCCAGAAGCUGCACUGUGAUUGCUCGUACGCUUGGUAUCGAAAUUUCCUGAAACAAAAACCCCAUCUUAUCUCCGGCAAAAGAAAAGGCGAAAUUGCUAUUGUCGGAAACUAUAUGACCCCGUUCGUUGAUGUGGGGGUGCUAACUACGGCUGCGGUGCUUAAAGUGGAUUGCGCGCAAAAUCUGACUUAUAGCAAUGUUGGUCGCAACCUCGGCGGUAGCCAGUAUUCUUACAAUUCCUCUUGCUAUAAUUUACAAUGUUGAGCAACAGACCCGUAACAGUGCCCUUCUGUUAACAGCAUUUUUAAAACACGAAUGAAGUU